AUGCCGCUCCUACGGCGCAGACUGCGCUGUCAUUACUGCAAUGUUCAGUCGCGAGAGAGCGUCUCCCAGAUACCCAAAAAGUACCGCUGUCCACAAUGCGACGCCGUGAAUCACUUUGAUGAGCGCGGAAAUAUCACAGAUCCACCGAUAGAAGAGAUUGCAACUAUUUCUGCACCUGUGCUUCAGUACAUACCCUCGCGCUCACCCUCGCCCUUUAUGUCCGCUCCCACCGACAACAUCUUCUGCGACGCGUGUCAACAUAACCAAACGCUAUACACCAGUCUGCUCGCCGAAUUUCUCCCAGAAGAAGACGAUCCGCAGUACGACCAAUACCUCGCAGCCUACGACAACUACAAGAUCGAGCUCGAGGAGCGCUACCCACAAGUGUGCAAGAAUUGUCUGCCCCGGGUCCAAAACCAGAUACGAAAUGCGAACCAUGUAGCGAGAGCAGACAAUUUGGCGCGCAUAAUGGAAGCGAGCAAAGAGAAGCGCACAGUUGUGUACACGGCGCGACAAGCAUGGACGCUCAGGGCUAUUUCGCUAGCCAAGUGGACUUACAUUUUGAGUACGGUGGUGGGACUGCUCUGGCAUGUCGCUGGGCUAAUCAUGAUCCCCAAUGAGGCUAUUCGAGAAGGCCAGAUCUUCGCUUGGAGCGCAUGUUUGCAUCAAGUAUUUCUCUCACGCUCCAUCGACGACAUCUGUGUACUUUCGCCGUAUGUAGUCAAAUGGUUGCAAUACGCUAUCCUUGCCGACCUGCUCACUAUCUGGUGGAACCCCAAGUUGAAGCUCAAAACGAACAGUCUAACGGGCAGAAUGCAUGGACUCAAGUCACUAUGGUCAAUUCGCUCUGCCGUCAUCGCACUCCGCCUUGCGAGUCUCUACUAUUGGCAGCAUACCGCAGUCAGCAGCGAUACCCUACAGAGCUUCCGAUACACUCACACAGUCAUGGCCAGUGUUCUUGCUCUUUCUUUCGUCCUGACAUGGAAAACUGUGCGCAUAGUCUACGGUGCUGCACCCUCAUUCCCCAAGGCAGCCCAAGAGCCUGUCCUCAGCGAACCCAGCAGCGCAAAGAAAGAAAGGAGGGGCUCCUACCAUCCUGCACACCCGCAAGCGGAUCUUUUCGAUAGCAUGGCACAUUCGUUUGCAUCUGGAAUCCAAGGCUAUCAAGAAUCCUCUCCCGCCCCUCCAUCACCUACUCUCACUGAAUCAUCCUAUACCACACACGCGACCGAAGCCACAACUCCCUUCGCCCAACGCAACUCUUUCCUAGACGUCGACGACAUGGACUGGACCCCGACAAAAGGCCGCUUCUCCACCCAACCCCCUGAAAUUAUAUCCAACCAAUUUUCCAAGCGCCCAGCUUUCGCUCAGCAACAAGCCUCGCCCUCCGCCAAACCCCGAGAACCACAUUCCAUCUUCGCCCGCAAAGACCCAAAUCCCUUCCGCCACCGCGUCCCCGCCGCACCUCCCACCUCGCUCGCCGCCCACCAAAAACCCGACCCAUGGAAACGCGGAGUGUGGGCGCCGCCACUCAAAGAAAGCAUGCCCAACUUCUUCAAAGAAGAGAAGCAGACGAGGGGUGCGGAUGGGACCAGCAAAUCACAGGGCUUAGAGGGUCUGGGCGUACCGAAGAAUGUCAAGCGGGAUGCGGAGCUGUUUGCUAGCCCCAAACUCAAAUAUGAUUACUAUGGCACGAUGAAAGAUACGGGGCUGGAGGAUACGUUCAAUGCCAUGUUCUCCAAAUAG
Bipolaris oryzae ATCC 44560 is the source of this 1746-nucleotide messenger RNA. RefSeq lists its product as uncharacterized. The transcript has 2 exons. Gene Ontology annotation, biological process: nuclear inner membrane organization. The coding region runs from base 1 to 1746 and encodes 581 amino acids. Lineage: Eukaryota; Fungi; Ascomycota; Dothideomycetes; Pleosporales; Pleosporaceae. The record is from RefSeq and is a predicted model, not a curated record. Gene Ontology annotation, cellular component: chromosome, centromeric core domain; nuclear inner membrane; microtubule organizing center attachment site.